Messenger RNA from Grus americana (Whooping crane), 2908 nucleotides. It is a transcript of the gene TM4SF19, whose product is annotated as transmembrane 4 L six family member 19. NCBI's taxonomy places the organism in Eukaryota, Metazoa, Chordata, Aves, Gruiformes, Gruidae. Gene Ontology annotation, cellular component: membrane. The record is from RefSeq and is a predicted model, not a curated record. The coding region runs from base 1288 to 2145 and encodes 285 amino acids. The transcript is spliced from 4 exons.
AAUCUGCUCCUCAGCUUAUUUUUCCUAGAAAAACAGACUUGGCUGAUGUAACCCUGCCUCACCCAUUCAUCUUUUUCCAUGUGACACUCAAGGGCUCCAAUUCCGUUUUCUACUUUUUCCAACAAACAGUGGCACACUGCACUUAGACCAGGUUUUAUAUUCUCAACAGUCCCGUACUCGUCGAUUUGAAAGCAGGAAAAGCCCCUUUGAAACGUGUUGGCAAAUGCUACUUGUGUGCGUUUACCCUGGGUAGAGCAAGUUGGGUUACAAACCGAACGUUAGCACUCUAGUGGCUUCUUUUAUUUAUGUAUCGGAGCAAGGCUGUAUGGGGGCUAUAGGACAGCUGCACUUAGGCAUCGUCUCCUGUGGCUGUUGCAGACAGGGAAGCCCACGUCCCAAGCAGCUGAUGUGCCUCAGGUCCUCAUGAUGAAUGCACGAGGUUUUUGCCAUUUUUUGUCCUACGGCUUCCCUGUCUCCUAUGCUCAGACAUGGAGGUCGUGUUCUCCUGGCCUGCUCCCAUCUUGGAGCUGCUACAAUCAGACCUACUCUGUGGGGACAGAAGAGGAGCUUCCCCAUUGCACGUUAACUGCCAGUCAUGGGUACUCUGGAAAGGACUUUAAAAUGCUGGUGCCUGAUGACUUGCAGUAAUUAAGAAAUCCAGAAAUAACCUUUCUGUCUCAAUGUUAUCACCAAGGUGUGAGAUAUAUAGGUAAUAUGCUCAACACCUGGAGGAAAAACUGGGCCAUCUGCAAGGAAGCAAAGGGCAGGAGAUAGGAACCAGUUAAGACACAAGAAUAUUUAUUUAGAAGCUUUUAUUAAAAUAUUAGCAUGCUCCCUCCUGUGGGUAAAAAUGAGAAGAGGCAAAACUGGACUGUUCAGCAUCAAAAGCUCUUGCACAACAAGGGAACAAAGUGAAACAUGAUGGAAGAAGCCCUUGGUGGACGAUGUGGACUCAUGGUGACACGAACGACAGUGUUUGCGCUGCAGAGAAGAGAGGAAAAUGUUCUCCGUACAAUCAUUGCAGGUUGUUCCAGGAGAAAUGGUGUUUGCUACUUGGGCAACGGUCAAGGCAUUUAGGGCAGACGUGGUAGAAGCCUUAAAAUCUGAAGCUGUGCAUGUUUUGGUGGACUCGUGGCCUCUGCCAGUGAAAGGGGGCGUAAUCGAACAGGCGGACCAGCCGCGGCGCUGGAAGAAGCUGCCUUUUUAGGCAAAAGAGUCAUCCUUCUGAGCUGCUGGUUGUGUGGGAGAGGGAAGGAUCAUGACUGAUGUGGUGGGUGGAGGAGGAGGAUGUGGAGCACAAGCUGGCACGUUAUAAAUAGUCAGCCAUGGGUGAUGCCUCCAGGACAGGGCUCAUCUGAGGAGUGGACACUGCUGGCUCCACGUGGCAUUGCUCCCAGGGUGGCCAUGUGUGUGGGGAAGUGCAGCCGGAUCGUGGGUCCCUGCCUGCUGGUGCUGGGCACGCUGUCCAUGGCAGCCAACAUCCUCCUGCUCUUCCCCGGCGGGGCAUCCAAGUACCUGGUGGAGGGGCACAUCAGCAAGGAUGCCAAGGCCAUGCCGGGCAUCUGGGGAGGCGGCAUCACCGUGAGUAUCGCGGUUUCCACCGUGUCCUUCCUUGCGUCUCUGUGGAGCAGGGAGGAAGGGAUGGAGCAAGUGGCUCCCCUUCAUCACCCAUCCGCUUUUCCCUUCCCACAGGUGCUGCUGGCAGCGACACACAUCACAGCGGUGGGGUGGCGAUGCGCCGGCUGCUCUGACUGUGGCACCCGUCGCAACGCUUUCAUCUCCGCUGUGCUCUCCAAGCUGGCACUCCUGGGCGCCGCAGCCUGCUUCGUCCUCUCCGGGGUGGGUUUGACCAACGGACCCCUCUGCUUCUACAAUGCCUCCGAGCACGGUGGCGGUGGGCACGGCAUGCUCUGGGGUUACCCCUUCCUGGACACCGGCAGCCAGAAGCCUGAUGCCAGGGCAGAGAACUACCUGCACGAUCAUCGCACCUGGAGCAUCUGCCUGGAGCCGGUGGGUGUCGUCACCUGGAACAUCGUCCUCUUCUCCCUCCUGCUGCUCGUCAGCGCCGCCGAGAUGGUGCUGGCCUCCAUCCAGAUCCUCAAUGGCUGCCUUGGGUGCCUCUGCGGCUUUUGCGAGGGGAAAUAGGGACCUGCUACGGUGCCAGGAGGCUGGCGCUCAGAGGAGGUGUCAUCCCUGGGUGUCCCUCAGCUGGUGGCAAAUGCCGUGGCGGGGAUAUGGCACAAGCUGUGAUACUGGCCUGGUGCAAGACAGACAGACUCCCCCAUGGGGGACAGACACCGAAGUGAGGUCGGCGUGCAAAGAGCUGCCUCCACGCAGAGCCCUCCGCCCGGGCAGUACUUCUUCCUCCACCCUGGAGCGGAUGUCCUUGGGGCUGGCAGCCGGUCGGGAUUGGAAACCAGCCCUGUGAGCGAUGGAGGUGGGGACCUGGCUCCUGGCAUCCCUGCACCGAGCCCAACGACUUCUGCGGGCACUCCCCACCAGCCUCCAGUGCAAAAUGUGACACGGCCGGUAUUUGUAGAGAUAAGAGCUGGAACGUUAACUUAUUUUCGUUAAUCAAUCUGUAUUUAGGGCAGCUUGUGGUGGCGUUUGUCUUCUGCGUGGGGCAGGAGGGACGAAGGAGACCGGAGCAGCUGAGCCAGGCUCCGGCAGGGCCUGGGGAACUUGGAUGGAGUUGUGCUGAAGGAGGUAGCGCUGGAAUUGAGGUAUAGUCCCCCAAAGUCCACCCACACACACACACACACACACAUGCAGCAAAUCAGCAAAUGUGAGGAGCAGCCGCUCAUCCCCACCGGCCGAGGAACCCAUUGCACCAUCCGCUGCACUCGCAGGGGUGCCAGCGGCUUCAGCGCGUUCCCCCAUCCCCACGUGGGGACACAGGGACUGAGCG